Messenger RNA from Eruca vesicaria subsp. sativa (arugula), 927 nucleotides. Lineage: Eukaryota; Viridiplantae; Streptophyta; Magnoliopsida; Brassicales; Brassicaceae. The record is from the annotation of a GenBank genome assembly.
AUGGAGUUUUGUCAACCAAACAAACACACCACAGCCACAACCACAGUCACAACAGCUUCAAGCGACCCGCUUAACUGGAACGUAGCGGCUGAGGCUUUGAAAGGGAGCCACCUAGAGGAGGUGAGGAAGAUGGUGAAUGAUUUUAGGAAAGGAAAGGUGCAGCUCGGUGGAGAGACGCUGACUAUCGGCCAGGUUAUGGGAGUGGCGAGAGGAGGAACGACGGUGGAGCUUUCAGAGGAGGCUAGGGCCGGUGUGAACGCGAGUAGUGAGUGGGUGAUGGAGAGCAUGAACCGGGGCACGGACACAUACGGGAUCACCACUGGGUUUGGUUCCUCUUCUGCUAGGAGGACUAAUCAAGGUGCUGCUCUUCAAAAAGAGCUUAUUCGGUACUUGAACGCCGGAAUAUUCGCUACCGACGCCGGAGAUGACCACACGUCAAACACGCUUCCCCGCCCGGCAACAAGAGCUGCGAUGCUCAUCCGUGUUAACACUCUCCUCCAAGGCUACUCAGGCAUACGCUUCGAAAUCCUCGAAGCCAUAACAAAAUUCCUCAACCGCAACAUCACACCUCGCCUUCCUCUCCGCGGCACCAUCACCGCCUCAGGUGACCUCGUUCCGCUAUCCUACAUCGCCGGAUUCAUAACCGGCCGCCCUAACUCCAGAUCAGUGGGACCCUCCGGCGAGAUCCUCACUGCCUUACAGGCCUUCAAGCUCGUGGAAAUAUCUUCUUUUUUCGAGCUCCGGCCCAAGGAAGGGCUUGCGCUCGUGAACGGGACUGCUGUUGGAUCCGCUUUGGCCUCGACGGUACUGUACGACGCUAAUAUUUUAGCGGUUUUCUCAGAGGUUGCUUCUGCCAUGUUCGCUGAGGUUAUGCAGGGGAAACCGGAGUUUACCGAUCACCUGCCGCGAUCAUGGAGCAUAUCUUAG